AUAAAAAGGUCGAGGAAGGAAAGUAAGUUGUUCUUUUCGAUAUUGUACGAUUUGUAAAACUUAUAUACAUGUUUUGAUCGUGCAAACGAUGAGAAAAUGGCGUCAGUGGGAGUUAACAUAAAAUCAUCAAAAAGUGAUAAUCUACUUCCGACUACGCAGAAAGAAGAGGCAUUCAACGAAUUUUACACAGAGGUUAAGGAGAUAGAGAAAAGGGAUUCCGUUUUAACACCCAAACAACAAAUUGAUCGUCUUCUGCGACCAGGUUCCACGUACUUCAAUUUAAAUCCAUAUGAAGUUUUACAAAUUGACUCAGAUGCUACUCUUGAAGAAGUGAAGAAAAAAUAUAAACGGUUGUCGAUCUUAGUACAUCCUGACAAGAAUCCUGAUGACCCUGAAAGAUCUCAACAAGCCUUCGAAAUUAUUAACAAAGCAUGGAAAACAUUAGAAAAUGAAGAAACCAGAACAAAAUGCCUGGAUGUAAUAGAAGAGGCAAAAGCCCGAACAGACCAAAUGAUUGCAGAGAAACGGAAAAAACUUAAAAAAGAAGGAAAAGAUUCUCGCAUUGAUGAAGAUGAUCCUGGUAAUUACAAACAUGCGAUAUACGUUAUGACAAUGAAACUUUUCGCGGAUAUGGAGCGUAAAAGAAGAGAACUUGAGCAACGUGACAUUGAAGAAAGAAAAAGAAAGAGGGAGCAGGAAAUUGAAGAAGAGGAAAAAGCGAAUAUUGAAAAAGAAUGGCAGAAAAAUUUUGAGGAGUCUCGUCAGAAUCGUGUCAACAGUUGGAAAGCUUUUCAGGCAGGCAGUUCUGGCAGUGGUGGUAAAAGCAAAAAUAAAAAAAUUCGUGGAGUUUUCAAGCCCCCUAAACACAAGGCAGAAUCAAGAUAAUUUGUGUUGUGAUGUGAUAGUUAAGACAAACAGAUGAUAGAACAUUUAGCAUUCGUAUCAGAUACUGUUUUUGUCAGAUGGGACCUUUCCUCUUGUUUCUACAGACAUAUUUUAAAUUAAAAUAAAUAACCGUGUUCAUGAGUUGUUCAUAUGUUUCAUUCCCCAAUGUUACUUGGGGCCAGUAUUCAAAAAUGCCACAUAUUUUGGUGCAAAGUCAACGGCACAGAAUGAUGUGGUUGUCUGAUCAGGAAUUGCUAAUUGCUGAUUUGCAACAGUAGCCUUAAAGCACAAUUUUUGUGCACUACACACAUCAAUGAUAUAUAAAUCUUGAUAACAUGUGUGAUUAACUGUGUAAUGUGGAUAGACACUCAUGUUUGAAUAUAGUGUAAAUUUGAAACAUAACUGCUCUGUAUUUUUGUUGAACUUUUUCAGUACUAUGUUACUUGAUUAAUCAAAAACAAGUUAGCACUGUAACUGGACCUUCAAUAUAAAAUUUCUUCAUGGAAGGUUGCUGAAACUUUAAGAGCAUAAUAUGUGUUAUCAAAAUAUUCUAAAGUAUUCUUUUAAUAAAGCACAAAAAAUAGAGAUAUCUUCAGUGGUUUUUGUUGAAAUAAUGUUAAAUUAUUUUUACAGAUAAGGUAUUGUAAGAUAAGAAAAUUAAGUUUUGAAUGCCAUAUUUUCUCUAAUAAUUCAAAAGGCUUAAUGGAGAUGCCUAUUCAGAACACUAUUGGACCCAAGUAAUUUUCAUUAUUCCUGUUUCCAUUUGCUAGCAACCUUUCAUGGAAAUUUACGUAAUAAAGAAAAGUAUUUGACAAGAUACGGGUCACACUUUUUCAUAAUUUGCAUCUCGCACUCCAAUUUUGCUGUUUAGUUUUGUCUGUACUAAAGUUUUUAAGAAGUACAAUAUGCGUUCUUUUAAAGUUUAUGAGUUAGGAAACUGGGAAAUAUUUCCUUCCAUUUAGGAGGGAAAAAUCUCUGUAUCACUUUACAUGUUCUCAGCUUCGGGUAGCAUGCCUUCAGGAAUGAAACGACUAUUUUACAAUAUAUUGUUAUUUUUUUUAUUGAAAAGGUAUGUGUAUUGUAAUUAAUACUGUUAGAUCCAUUGCUAGUGAAAUGCAAGAUCUGAUCCAGUACUCCGAAGAGAAGCACUGCAUGUUAUUGAAACGUUUUUGUUAGAUCUGUAAAAUGCUGUGGUGAAUUUGAAUAAAUGUGGUGUAAAUACAUAGAGGAAAACGUGCUUGAAAUUGAACAAGAAGCCUCCAUGUUGGCGUGAGAGAAAAAAGAGAGCUGAAUGAAUAUUCUGCUGAGACUAUAAGUGGACUGAAGAGCUUUCUACUGUUAUUCCCAUCUGAAAUAACAGGAUGAGUGUCUUUGCAUUGGUGCUAUGAACAUGAAAACCAUUAAGUCUACAGGUAGAAAAUUGAUUGGCCUAAUGGUCCAACAAGUUCAAGACACUAAUAGUGUAUAGAAACCAAAUAAUAAAUGUUGAAAGUAGCGAAUUUUCUGAGGUAAUGAAAAUGUCCAGGUAUGAUGUAAACCUAAAGUAUUUUAACAAAAUCAGUGAUUACACUGUAUUGAAUGAUUGUGGAUAUUUCCAGCAUGCAUGUUCCUCAAAUAAUUUGCAAGGAAAAUAGAAAGUAAAAUUUCUCUUGUUUGACACCUUUUCAGUCACGUUCAUCUGAACAAGAAACAAGAACAUGCUAAAUAUAAUAUGGAAGAAUGAAAUGUCUAGUGAGAUUUAUAACAUCUUUCUAUGAUUUUUAAUAUUUUUGCAGGCUUGGAUUUGAGAGUUAAAAAUAGAUCCAUAUUUUUUUGAAAAUAAAUGAAACAUUUCAUUUGAGGGAUCAUUACCUUCAAUACAUUUAUGAAAAAGCAAAACGUUCUGCAAGGCUACCAAUAGGAUUUUCCUUAAACAAUAUUAGGGACACGAUUUUAUACUAAGGAAGUUGGUAAAAAUAGUGAAAAGAAAAAUGUAUUAUUGU
Molecule: messenger RNA, 2867 nt
Organism: Gryllus bimaculatus (two-spotted cricket)
Lineage: Eukaryota; Metazoa; Arthropoda; Insecta; Orthoptera; Gryllidae
Source: the annotation of a GenBank genome assembly